Molecule: messenger RNA, 14333 nt
Organism: Nilaparvata lugens (brown planthopper)
Lineage: Eukaryota; Metazoa; Arthropoda; Insecta; Hemiptera; Delphacidae
Exons: 8
Coding region: 375-12764 (4129 amino acids)
Source: RefSeq, a predicted model, not a curated record
UUAACAACUUUUUUAUUCCAUGCCACCUUCCAAACUUUUACCAUGGACCUACUUUUUUCCCGUUAUCUUUUCUGCAUUAAAAUUUACAGCCAUGUUUCUGGAAGGUUGAUUGACAAUCAACUUUAUGGUCAGGCUAGUUUAGGCUAUUCAGAUGUUACUGCACUAACCAAUACGGUAUUGAAUAUUCAUAGGCCUGAUCAACAUAAAUUCUUCUUGAAUAGUUUUCUACAUCAUGGUGGUCACAUUCUUUUGAAAAUGGUUUUCACUUUGCUUUUAACUCACUUGUUCCAAUUUCUGAGUAUUCCUCAGUCUAAGGAAUAGGUAAACCAUGUCUUCUAUCUACAAAUCUCAAAGUGACUCCAUCUGCCAACAAAAUGGAGGAGCCAGCUGACGAGCCCAGUGACAUGGCCAGUAGGCCUGACAGGCAAGAGUCAGAUGGGCUCAAUAAUUUCGAAAUCGACGACGAAAUGGAAACGAUGUUGACGAACCUGGAAGAUCUCAUGUUCGAGUUUGAGGAUGGUUGCGUUCUGGACGAGGAUGACGACGAUGAAGAUUCCCAGGAUGAAUUCAUUGAGGAUGACGACAGACGCACCCAGUCAGACAAGGAAGCUGACUUUGGCGGAGAUGAAAACUACGAAGAGAGAGAUGAACAACAGGUUGGUGAAUACAAGGCAGACGAAGAAGAUGUAGAGGUAGAUGAAAACCAAGGAGAAGAAGAACAACAACAAGUUUGGGAAGAAGAACCAGACGGAUAUGAAAACGGAGAAGGAGAAGUAGAACAAGAGCUGGAGAACGAAGGAGAAGAUGAACAAGAGGUAGAUGGCAACGCAGAAGAAGAUGGAGAGCAACACGAUCACGGAGAUACAAACACAAUCCAAUUAGAAGAUAGUGAUCCAAACUUUGAAUGCAAAAAUUAUGAAGAAAACGGGAAUGGGGGAUUGAGUGAGGAUGAAAAUGUUCUUGUCAUACAUUCUGAGGGAGAAUUCGAGAAUGAAGAAGUUGAUGAAUCUGUAGAAAAGCGAAUGGAUGAAUGUGGUCAGAAGAAGGUACAAGCACUUGAUCAGGGUUCGAAAAGUCAGUUGUUGAGUAUUUGUAACAGUGAUGAACCCUCUUCUACUACAGUUGACAAAGAACACUCGACUUCUAACUUAGAACUAAGUUCACCCAACCAAAAGACUGAUCAAAUUAGUCCUAGAUCCACUAGUUUUCCAAUCAAUACUACUAACCAUGGAGAGUUUUCUUUAGAUUUUGCGUUCCCAAAGCUAAUAUUACAGAAAUGUGAUAGGUAUGAGGAAAAAGCAACAGACGAUAAAGAACGUGUCGUUUCAAGUGAAGUGAAAGCAAGGCCUGUGCCUGUUGUCCAGGACUUCUCCCAAACAGAUUUUGCAGUGCAAACUAAUUUUGAGUUACCCAUGCUAACCAUGAAGGAACUAGAUGUCAGUUUAGAUCAUGUUUCAGAAACACAUUUCGAGAAUGGAGAGUGCACAUCUUCUGACGAUGAUGAAGCUGUUGAUGCUUUGAAGCAAGACAAGAUGUUCAACCACAAAAUCGACAAAAUGAUGAAUAAUGCUGACGGUGAUUCAACCUUCAAUCCUACUAUUGAUAACGAAGUGUAUGAUUCCAAGAAAAAAGAACAAAUUAUCAAACUUUUGUACAAACAAAUUAAAAACGUGGGUGAGAAUAAAAUUAUUGAAGAAAUGUUAUCAAAGAAGUUAAUUGACAAUGAAAGUAAGGAAAAGUUGGUGGAAAUAAUAAGGUAUUGUGUGGAGAAGAGGAAGGAAAAGAUACGUAUGAAGAAAAUGAAGAAAAAAGCUCAUCUUCUAAAAGUUACAAGGAAUAAUGACUACCUGGAUUGUUUGAAACCAAAAACAGAAGUUGAACUAGUGCAAGCAAAAGUUUCGCAAUCUCCAGAAUCCAACUCAGUAGUUGUUUGUGACUCGAAAGCCACCACCAGAAGAGUGGUUGUUGACUGUAACACAGUAAAUUUGGAGUCUGAGACAAUCGACAAUGAUCUUAGAAGUUUGAUCAAGAAAAAACGGAAUGUAGUUGAACGAGGUGAUGGAUCUUCGUCAAAAAGAAAGUGCCACAAAAAGAAUUGCAGAAAGUCGCAUUGUAAAAAGAAGGUUUGUCAAGCAAAGAACCGUAAAAAGCUCCAGAGGAAAGAGGAGAAGAGGUUAAGGAGAGAGCAGCGUAGGAGGAAAAUUCGUAUGCUACAGAUGGAGAAGUGCCGAUUGCUGGAAGCACUACAGAAGAGUGAAGCUGGGGUUGAUUCUAAUUUUGAAUCGGAUAUUGAGAGGAAGAAAAAGAUUGAACUGGAAAAUAGAAUCAAAGAAAAGAUAGCUCUGGUGUUGGGUAAUAGAGAUAUGAAGCAGCAUGCUACAGCAACAACGGUUAGCAGAGGUCAACAUGAUGUGAAAAAUGAGGUGAAUCCAGAUAAUAAACAGCAUGAGGCUUCGUCAAUGAUGAGCAGAGUAUAUGAAGCAGUUGUGAAAAACGAGGCGAAACAAGAUAAUAAACAGCAUGUGAGUUUGUCAAUGAGGAGCAGACGAUAUGAAGCAGUCGAGAAAAAUGAGGUGAAACAAGAUAAUGAGAGUUCAUCAAUGAGGAGCAGAGAGGGUAGUCUCAGCAGUGAAGGGAGCAGAAAAAGUAGCUCACACUCUAGUCACAGUCAUCCGAACAAAACCCUAGUGAAAGGCCCAGCAGCUGAUUCAUUUUCCGAAAUGUAUGCUGAAACAUUUGGCAAGAAAACUGCUACUAAAGAAGCGCCAAACAUUGAAGCUCAAAAUGUGAAAAAAGAGGUGAUAAGAGACGACGAUGGUGAACUGUUCCCAACAUUCACCAGCAUAAUGUCUCAAGACAUGAAACUAGAUUCGGACAUUCCGUCACCGCCGCCUCCACCAAUCAUCAGCCGAAUAGCAGAACUGGAAGAGAAAAGACUGAAGCAUGCCAAAAAGGGUCAAUCAGCGGAAAAAGUUGUGCCACCUCAACCUGUAUCUGAAGUUGCACCUUUCAAGAAAAAGAGUCGGUCUCCCGACAAGAAAGUGAGAUCCAGGUCAAGGUCACCGAGGAACCAAUGGAAGGCUAAAUCACCAUCAACCAGCAAACCCGAAGCAAUUGUGGCGCCGCGCAGACGAAGCCCCAGUCCGGGCAGUGACCGCUACAACCGCAACCGGCCGAGACCCGCGGAUCCGCCGCUAACGGCCGCCGCUUCCGCUGGUAGACCGUUCAGUCCCGCCUGGAAGAGACACAGCCGCAGUCGCAGCCGCAGCCGCGAUCGCUUGUACUCGCCGACACGCUCUCCUUCCAGCUCCCCCUCUCCGCCUCCCGCUGCCGCCGCCCGCGACCGCGAGUUCAGACGCAAGAAGAAGGAGGACUUCGAAGAGGCCAUACGCAAGUGGCAGGAGGUCCAGAACAAGCCCGAUCACGUGGCUUUUCAUGAAAACGUUUUUCCUGACACUCCGAUGUCUGGCAAUGAACCACCGGCAUUUCAACCUUACAAUAGCAUGGCCAACCAAUUCGUCCAGAAUGAUUCUUUCCUCCAGGUGGUGGAUCAAAGAAGUUUGGUUUCGCUAGAUGCCAUCCUAUCAUGCCCAGUGGGUGUACUGGCUGUUCCUUCUCACAAUAAGAUUCUACACCCUCCAGCACAGCUUCAGAUGCCUCCUCCAACACACAUGAUGCCAUCUCCGUAUCAUAUGAAUGUGCCUGACACUUCCAUGCUCCAGUAUGGUGAAGAUGCUCACAUGACUGGUCACCCGACCGACCAUGCCAUGCCCUACCAAGGUCACGAGGUCAUACCUGUGCAGCCUACUCAAAAUACCUCAGGUCAUCAGCAGGUGGCUACCAAUUUUACGGUGGACAAUGGGACAAUCAACCAAUCUUCUGGAGGAAUGGUUACUACUAUCAAUGAAAACGACUCGUUGUUGUCUCAAGCCGCGCACUGCCAUCAAUAUGCGGACACGCAGCAAUUCAGCAACCCACCAGAAAGUCAUGCCUACUUCAACUCGCUUGGUGUAGGUGAUGCCAACGACGGUAACGCGCCUUCAUUGCGGGGAUUCGCCAGCUUCCCGCCACCGAGCCACCCGCCCUACAAGGUCGUGCACCAUCCCCAGUUCCCCUACCCCAUACCGGUGCCCUAUAUAGAGCCCCCCCGUCCAGUGCCCCCGGUCGGGAUUGUUCCGUUCCUCCAGCCGCCGCCCAGUUUGAAAUUCAUGUCCGUUCCUCCUCCGCUCCCUCUCAGCGAGCCUCCCCCUCUCUUCCACCCUCCCCUCCCGCUCUCCCCCGCCCCCUCUACGUUGUGCGGAUCGCCGCCCCGGCCCCUCUCCCCUUCGAUCAGCGAGUGCGGGUCGGUCCGAUCGACCACUUCGAGUAGAAGGAAAGUGAGAGUCGAGCUGAAGAACAUGUUCGAUUUACUGAAGCAGCGGUUGGACCCGGCUGAUCUGCCGGCCGUGCUCGAGUCCCGACGAAGCAGCCAGUCUCUCAGUGUCGGCGACAUCAAGGAUCUCAUCUCUACGGUGAGGAAGACUCUUUCUCACAGAAAAACUGAUUCUAAAACACCUGAUAAUACUUCACAGGAUCAAUCUUCAGUCAGCAAACCGGAUCAGUCUUCAUUUAAAACCCCAGAUCAAGCUUUAUUUAGAAAAUUUCUUCAAUCUUCAUGUAAAGAAACAGAUCAACCAGAACCCCCUAAACCUCCACAGCAAAAGGUCAGAAUCCAAUUCAAAAAACCGUUUGUGAAAAAUGUAGUGACUCAAAAAGUCGCACCAGAAUUCAUAAAAGCAAUGCAGGAGGACGACAAAGAAGAUGAAGAGGGCGAAAUCGUUGAAUCAGAUUCUAGGAAAUCAGAGAGUGCCCACAAUGAGAUUUCUGAUUCGAAUAACAAAUCUGAUGAUCGUGAUGUCAUUGAACUGGAUGAAAACGGUUGCGAAAUAGAAACUGAAGCAACCAAGCAGAAAGUUUUGGACAGAGAAGCUCGAAUGCAGAAGCAAAUGAAAAUGCUGGAGAUUUUUCAUGGAUUGAGUACAAAAAUUUCCAAAAAAGACAACAAUAUUCCGUUUUUGCCUGAUGCAAAGGUUGACUGUGAUAAUGAUAAGUUGCAUGAGAAAAUUGGCGAAAUAAUAAUGUCUGAGAAGGAAAUUGAUCAAAGGAAAGUGUCUCAAAAGGUGAGUAGUGAAAGGCCCGACAAGGAUAUUGAUGUAAAGAAUGAGUCACAAAAAAUGAGUAGUGAAAGAAUUUCUGAAAAUGAAAAUGAUAGAAAGAAAGUGUCUCAAAAAGUGAGUGGUGAAAGAAGAAUGUCUGAAAAGGAAACUGAUAGGAGGAAAGAGUCUCAAAAGGUGAGUAGUGAAAAGCGAAUGCCUGAAAAGCAAUUUGAUGUAAGGAAAGAAUCGCAAAAGAUUAGUAGUGAAAGAAGAAUUUCUGAAGAGGACAUUGAUAGAAGGAAAGUGUCUCAAAAGGUGAGUGGUGAAAGAAGAAUGUCUGAAAAGGAAAUUGAUAGAAGAAAAGAGUCUCAAAAGGUGAGUGGUGGAAGGAGAAUGUCUGAAAAGGAAAUUUAUGGAAGGAAAGAGUCUCAAAAGGUGGGUAGCGGAAGGAGAAUUUCUGAAAAGGAAAUUGAUAGAAGGAAACAGUCUCAAAGGGAGGAUAGUGAAAGAAAAAUGUCUGAAAAGGAAAUCGAUGGAAGAAAAGUAUCUCAAAAGGUGAGUAGUGAAAGGAGAAUGUCUGAGAAUGAAAUUGAUUGGAGAGAAGUGUAUCAAAAGGUCAAGAGAGAAAGAAUGUAUGAGAAAGAAAUUGAAGGAGGGAAAGUAUCAAAGGAAUCUGAUGAAAGAGAAAUGUCUGGAAAGAAAACUGUUGAAGGGUCUGAAAAUGAAACAGAUGUAAGAAAAAUAUAUCCAAAGGAUACUGUUGAUGAAUUAAAGGUUCUUAACUCUUCUUCUUCCAGCUCAAAAGAUGAAUAUAAGACAGCAGUUGGAAAUAUUUCUACUGAUUCAAAGUCAAAUUCUCCAUUUGAGAGCCUGGAAAAUUUCCACAAAGAGCAUGAGCUGACGAAAGAAACAAGCCCGAUCCAUAAAAUAUCUCCUGAAUAUAAAGGUGCACCUCUUUCUCCCGUUGCUGCUGAACUUGAAAGAAGAGGCUUAGUAGACCCGUUACCGGCACCAGCCUUUUUUGCCGAUUGUGGAAAAAUGCUGAUGGAUAUUCCCCUUAGCAAAGCAAAAGAACCUGCUGAAAUCUCAGCUCCUACCAGUAACGAGCUUUCAGCUGACCAAAAUUGUAAAGACAAGCUAAAAUGUCAGGGUCAGGUUGUGUUUUGUAAAAAUUAUAAGGAGUGUACAAAAUCAGGUAAAGAUACAUCAAUCUCACUUAAAAGGAGGAGUCGCUUUUCGGAUACUCCUAUUGAUCAUGUGGACUCCUCUAAUGAUUUUCUUCAUAGAUCAGGGACUGAGUCAAAAUUGCCAGACAAAUCGGUGGUGGAAACAGUUAAACGCGCAUCGAUUCGAAUAUCUUCAACAGAGAGUAGGAUUGAUAGUGAAAGUUUUAUAUUGGAAACGUCAAUAAACCCGGAGAAGUCACCAACUUUAGAUAUUAGUAAACCAGGUACAGAUGAUCAAAUCAAAACAAUGAAUGAUCGGCAAGUUGACAGUGACAAGAAUGAAUCAAAUAAAGUGAGUAGAGAGGAUGUUCUAAAACAAUUGAAACUAGAAUUGGCCCAUGCUAAGGCAGUUUGCAGAGCAUCUGUUGAAAAUUCUUUGGUUAAAGAUAAACAAGAAUUAACUAAAGAAAAUACAUCUCUGGCUAUACAUAACGAUUCAAUUCAAGAUAAGUCUAGAGAUUCUAACCCAACUUCAAAAUGUGUUGAUGUACAGAAUAGUAUUUCAUUGGAUACAAAGUAUGAGGGAAAUCUGUCAAAGUCUAAUAAUUCAGAACUGGGAUCAAGCUCCAAGAAUUCUUUGACGAACUUCACAGAGAAUUCUAAAACUGCUCUACCUAUAAACAAGGAACAACUUACACAAGAACUUAUGAGUGAAUCAAGUACAUCUAAUAUUUAUCCUGCUUUGAAUCCUAGAGCCAAGGUUUCAGUGAUGGAUCCAAGACUGAACAGGGGAAAUAUUGUUCACAUCAUAAAUAGCAUUGAAGCUCCAACGAAUCUUGUGUUGGAUAGAAAUGUGGAUGUUCCUAAAAUUUCAAGAUUUGAUCCCAGAUUGAAUAGAACUCGGAAUGAUGAAGUUGGUAGAAUUGUUGAAAUGUCGCCAACCCAACCGAUAGAUCCAGGACUGAACAGAAAUCAUCAUAACGUUGAAUUAUUGCAAACACCAUCAUCAGAUUUCAAAAUGAAUUGUGAGAAAAAAGUUGUAGUUGACAGCAACUUUGCAAAAACACAAAUUCAGCAACCGGAACAAUUAGUGCCAGCUAAAUCCCACACUGAAAUACCGCUUAAAAUAGCAAAUUUCAAGCCUAAUCUGAAAUCACUCACUCUGAGAGUUAUGAAUGAAUUUGAUCCAGUAAUACUUCGAGCAUUCGGAAAUGCAGAAGAAAAUGUGUCGGAUACUGAGGAGAUUGAAGGUGGCUGCUCUUCCUCAUCACCUGCAGUGGAAACGUCCACCUCUGCUAUCGAGUCUCAACCUCCUGAAAAAUCAGGCUCAUCAAAUUUUAAUAGUUGCUCUGACAUAGACUCUUACAUCUCUGAAGUGGAACUGCCUGUUGAAAGUACAGAGGUUGAAAAUCGAAAUUUAAAAUUGUCAACCACAGCGUCCAGUAAUCAAACAGGAGUUUCUCAGAAAACUGAACAAGGCCAUCGAAAACCAGAGUCACAAUCGCUUAGAGACCAAUCAGAAAAGACUCAAAGUGAUGCUGAACUCAACAACAAAAAUAAUCCUCAAGAUAAGAUGAAUGAAGUCCGAGAUCCUGGUAAGAAAGAUGAUAAAUCAAGAUCUUCUGCUCAAGACCACAAGAAGAUGAAUUGUCAAGACUCGAAUCAGACCAGAGAAACUGAUAAGAAACAAGUGGAGGAUCGUCGUAGCUCUUUAGAAGCAACCCCCAACAAGGAUCGACGCAGCUCUUCUGAAACAGUCUCCAACAAAGAUCACAGAAGCUCACUGCAAUCAACCUCCAAUAGAGAAAAACCAAACACAUCUUCAGCUAAAAAGGAUUCUUCAGUGAAUAAAGUUUCGAAGCCGGAUUUGUCAACUGAUAGAAAGAGCCAGCAUUCAUCUACUAGUGGAAGUGGACACAGUGCAAAAACUAAAUCUACUAGUUCUGUUAGCAAAUAUGAGUCUAAAACCGUUCCUUUGAUUUCAAAUAAAGACAAAAUGGUUUCUAGUGUUCAAAAUGAAGCAGCUUCAAAAUCAUGUAGUGAUAAAUCAGCAAGUCAAGACAAAACAUCUAGAGUACGAAGUGAAGCAGCUUCGAAACCUCAACUGGCAUCCACUUCAAAGUUGCACAAAGAUGAAAAAAGGAACAAGGUAGAGAUUGUGGAUGAGGAACAUUUAAAAAUGUUGAAAAAGAGACGCACUUCCUAUGAAUCAGUACCUUCCAAAAGUAGUGCUCGAAAGAUUAAUAAUACUCAAUCAUCAGAUGAUGAGGCAAAUAAACAACGCCGUGCUUCUCUAGAAGCAGUAGCUGAAAGAGUGAGACAGAAACUUACUAUGAAUACCAGUGAUAGUGGAAAAGGUAAGCUAGAGAAAAAGACUUCUAGCUUGGAAAAAUCAUCGAAAUCGUCGAGUACAAAAUCAGAGUCAAAAAGAUCAGAUACAGUGAAUAAUGCUGGCAAAGUUAGUGGAGAAAAACUUGAUGAAAUUAGAAAGUCAAAGUAUUACGAGAAAUCUUCAACUGAACUUUCGAAGAAGUUUGUUGUGGCCAGUCUCUCAAACAAAGAAUCGACAAACAUGGAGCCUCCUAAAGAUAAAGAAAGAAGAAGUUCAGUGAUUGAAAUCUCCAGCUCGGAUGACGAAUGUGUGAAAAAAGCUUCUCCGGUAUCUAAAAAAAGUAGUCACUCAAGUAAAGAGUCUAGCAAAAAAAUCAAGUACAAACGAUCUGAUUCAUGUGUGUCAUCUUCCAAUGUUAACUCGGCAAAAAGCAGCAAGGAUCAUCCAGUUCAAAAGAAGAUAUCUUUCACCAAGGGAGUUGAAGAGAAACCAAUAUCUGAAGUCGAACUGAAGCGUUUACUGGAGAGUGAUUCUUCAGAUGAAGAUAUCGAUUUCAAUCAAGCGAAAAGUAAACCCAAAGAUAAUGCUAAUAGAGUGCUGGAAAAUAUCUCAACAAAGAAACCUGUGGUCGGUGAAAGCAAUAAAGAAAUAGCAAAUAGCAGAAAUGAGAGUGAAAGUGAUGAAUCUAUGAGAAGAAUUUCUGCUAAUAAAAGUAAGGAAACUCUUACUACCACGAAGGCGGAACAAAGUAGAAUGUUUCAAGACAAGACAACGGACAAUUAUGUAACUGUUCAAUCUCUUGUAAAUGUCACCAAUGAAAAAGCGGCAGGAAAUGAUGAGUCUCGAGGAAAAGCUAAGAAAGUAUGUGAGAAAAAUGCAUCAAAUACUGUAGAGGCAGUACAAAAUGUAGACGGUAAUGUUCCACCCAAAAAAAUUGAUCAAGUUGAGAAACCUAUUAAAAUGUUGGGUAAACAAGCUGUGUCAACUGAAAAACCUGCCUCAAAAUCAGCAGAUGUGAAAAAAAUGAAUAUCAAUAUUAUAGAACCUGUAGAAACAUCUAAUGUAGAAUGUCAUGUUCCACCUAAAAAAAUUGAUCAAAUUGAGAAACCUAUUAAAAUGAUGGUUAAACAAGCUGUGUCAACUGAAAAACCUGCUACAAAAUCAGCAGAUGUUGUGAAAAAAAUGAAUAUCAAUACUAUAGAACCUGUAGAAACAUCUAAUGUAGAAUGUCAUGUUCCACCUGAAAAAAUUGAUCAAGUUAAGAAACCUAUUAAAAUUUUUGGUAACGAAGCUGCAACAACAAAAUCUGUUACAACUGAUGCUGUGAAAAAAUUGAAAACAUCCAAAGAAAAUGAAAACGUCAACGUUGAAGACAAAAAAUCUUGCACAUCGGAUGUGAAACAUAUUGAAAAGUUGAGCCACAUUCCUGAAUCGAUUGAUAAACUUGAGGAAAAAGAGAAUUUAAUUGAUGAAACGUUGGGUCUAGGUAUUGAUGAAUCUUGUCAAAGUAACACAAAAAUGAAAGAGCUUACAUUGAGUAAUGAGGACUUCAAUUUCGAAAAUGACUCUCCAAAAGAAGUCAAGGGUAGAAAAACUAAUAAACUUGACAAGACAGGUAAAUUGAGGAAUAAGUUUUUGAAAGUUGGCAACGACCUGUUCCCAGAUCAGGAAUCCAACGAAAGUAGUGACUCGUUCAAAAAUCUAAUAACGAAUAUUUGUGGAACAUUGGAAGAGAAGAAUGAGAAGAGUCGAGCUGCCAUCGAAUCGGGAGUGAAGAAUUGUGAGGAUGCUGCGCUUGUUGUUGCUGAAAGUCUGAAGAUAUUGAGCACAUAUGUGCAGGUUGCUGAAUGUGUGAGAAGGGAGCGCAGACGAAUGUGUGUGCUCAACUGCGAAGUUACUGAUGACGAUCAACUAAUCCACGACAUCUCUGACAUCAAGAAGUCAAAGGGAUACAAAAGUAAACCGAUGAACAAAAGUGUACGAGGCAAUCGAGAUGGCUUUGACAGUAAUUGUGUGGUGAGCGGUGGUGACUCAUACGAUGUGUUCGAGUUCAGUGAGGAUCUGCCGGUAACAGCCAAUGAUAGGCGCUCGUUGCUUCCAUCUUUAACUGAAAUCGCCCAGCCACCACAUUCCGUUGCAUUGAAAACUAAAAAAGACAAGUUAGAUGCUACUACUCAAUCAAUUUUCACCUUAGAUACAUCAACACCCACUUUGGAAAGUGAUCUGGAAAUUGAUAGUUCCAGAAUGGAGAAUACGAUCGCGAUUUGUGACACAACGAUUUCAACCCAAGUGACAGAGAGCAGUGAGAUGGGAAAAGAUGACCAUGAAAUUGAAGGUGCUAGUGAUGAAAUCAACGAAUUUGUAGCUCCAGAUAACUUCGAUGAAACUCUACUACAGAAUGUUGAUGUAACUGAAAAUGAUGAGCCAAAGGUCAUUUCUAAGAAAAGAAAAAAUACAUUUUCAGUUCAAAAAGGCGAAAAGAAAAGAAUAUUAACAGAAGUGGUUGAUCCUGCAUAUGGAAUUACAAAACAAAAUAUAGAAGAAAUCGGAAUAUCCAGUGAUAAGAUUGUUAGUACAAGAUGUUUUGAUGUAAGAGAAGCACAAAAUGAUGAUGAAGUAGGAAGCUCAGUUGGGAAUGUUAGCAAUAAACGGUUGUCUGUACAUGAAGAACAUGAAGUUGAAAUAAUUGAAAGCCCCGCUGGUCUGGUACUAGGCGUAAGACGUGCCAAUGAAAAUCCAGAACAAUAUAACAACAAAAUUGAUACAUCCAGUGAUAAGACUAUUAGCACAUCAUGUGGAAGGUUUGAAGUAAAUCCCAGAAGGCCUCAUAAAACGAAAAAAGGCUUCAGAUCAAAAGUUUAUAGAAAGUUACAGGCUCGUUACAAAGCUAAGUUGAAUGCUUUCAAGGUAUCAUCAACAGACAAAUCAACCAAGAAGAGAAAAUCCAGUCCAUCCCUCGAUCGUGAUUCUAAAAAAUUAUGUAAAACUAAUAUUUUUACAGAUAAUCAAGAAUUAAAUAAUGAAGUCUCCAUUCCAACUGGAGAAAAUGUAGUUCAUCCUAAUGACUCUCCUGUGAUCGAAGAAGCAUCAGUUGAUAAUGCUACUUUGAAAACAAAAAAGAAACGUGUCAAGAAGCAUGGCAGUCUCAUUGAAGAUGUUUGUGAUGUUCCAAGGAAAAAAUUGAAACUCAAGUCUCGUGUAGACAAACUGAAGGCUGAAAGUUGUAAUACUAUUGACGAAGAUAUUAGCGAAUCCGAAGUGAAAAGUAUUAGAAAGACAGAAACAGAAAAAACAUCGAAAAAGACUGCGGAUUCAAAACGAAGCAAAGACGAAACUUCAAGUGUUGUUAUUGAUGAUGAUUCUCAAGAAGCUGAAGGUGCUUUCACAAGAGCUACGAGAGCUAGAACCUCACUAGUUUCGCCGCUGGUUCAUGAUGUAACUUCAAAUGUACUCGAAGAAGAUUCCCAAGAAACUGUGGAUUCCAGAGUUACUCGUACUAGAAAAUCUAUAGGCACGUCUUUACAUUUACAUGAAGUUGGAAGUUCAAGUGUAGUUGAAGAUGAAGGAGAAACUGACAGUAUAAGUAGUGCUAGAGUUACACGAUCUUCUAAAAGAUCAGAUGUAAUAUCUUUGCGAUCAGAUGAUGUUGAAAUGUCGAGUGUAGGACUACUAGAAGAAGAUUCACAAGAAAUUGAAGAGUCAAGUAGCAGAGUAACUCGUGCAAGAAAGUCAAUGGGGACACCUUCGCGUCUAGAAGAAGUUGAAGAAAACAGUACUAAUGACGACGCCAAGGAAAACUUGCUUGAAGAUGCAUCCAACGAGUAUGAAGACAAAGAAGGAGAAGGCAAGAAGGAACUUCGAAAAAAUGUGAAAACAAUCAAAUUACAAGGAGAGGAUGCCAUCUCAAAACUAACACCAAAUGAAGAUGAACAGCUGUGGACCAGGAUAUGCCAGGGAUUGACAUAUAAAAGAUCAAGGGCAGUUGGAACCAAUGUGACUAGUGUUAGGGGAAGGCUUAUCGGUUUUGAAAGCUUUGAAUCCAUUGGUAAACCGUCUGAGGAAUUGGAUCUUGAUAAAACUAUUGAAAGUUUGGUUAGGUUGAAAAAACAGCGUGAUUCUCAAAAACUGUAAUUAUUUGUCAUGGCAGAUCUCAUUGAAUUGUUUAUUGUCCAUCUUUAUUGUAGAAGUAUUGUAAUUCUUUAAUUUAGUAAGACCUUUUCUGAAAAUUGCACUUUUUGUAUGUUCCAAAACUUUUGUUUAAUGUUACUAUUUCCCUGUGCUAAGGUGUGUAUGGGUGCUGCUCCAGUUAUGAUUCAUUUCUAGUUUGAUUUUUAUAUGUAAAACUUGAGACUUUUAAAGGUUUGAACUGUUUUUGUUUGAGUUAUGUUUAAGAUUUAAUUCUGAACUUGUUUAUGCAAUUAACUUGAUUAUGAAUUUCUAUUUUCUUAUUUAGAUGAUUAUAAGACUUAAGAUUUAAGACUUAAGAUUUAAGACUUUGAUAGUUUAUUUGUAUGUCAUGAACUUUUAUAAUAAUUGUAAUUUAUAAUUAUUUACAAUUGUUCCUAGUUAUAGGUUAUUACAGUAGAUAUAAUUUUUAUCAAAAAUAAUUUUUAUAUUAGUUCAUAACAUGAAUAACCAACUAAUUUAUCAGCAGCUAUUCUUACUUUGUGCAAAGUUUAUGUAAUUUUUGACAUUUUUCCAGCAGUUAUUCAUCGAUUAGUUAUUAAAGUAUUGUAGAAUGAAUUAAUGGUGCUUAAUUUUUAAAAAAUGCUCAGAGUUUAAUGAUUGAAUUUUAAACAGUACACAGUCAUAUCUUGGGUGAAAUAAUCUAAUUUGUGCCAUAAUUACUCAUCCAUAUUCCACGCAGCCUAUUCUCAGUAGAUAACGCUUGUAGAAUGAAUAUUAAUGUUGUAAAACUUUUCCAUAAUUGAAGAGACUUGAUAAUGAGCAUGCUUUCAGGAGCAUGCAGGAGCAUGCUUUCGUAUGUGCUCACACAUCAUCAGCUGUGUGAGUUGAAGAGACUUAAGAUAUACUUACAGUUGAUGAUGUAAGAGCACACACGAAAGCAUGCUCCUGUAACAUAGUCAUUUUUAUUGAAAUAAGGUGGAUUAUUGACAAUAUUUCAAGUAUCUUCAACUUAGUUAAGUAUCUUAACUUAGUAGAUAAGAUCAACAAUAAAAUGCCUCCUUACUUUAAACAAUGUACUGGAAAAAUAUUGAUAUAACACCAAUCACUACUUACUGUAAACUGUUAAUAGACUACUUUAUUAUUUGAAAGCUUCGUUUCAGAAGUAGGUUGUUAUAAUAAUCAUGUAUACUAUCAUUUAGUAUUACCAUUACUUAUAGAAUUUAAUGAGUAGUUAGUAUUUUUGGGUAUUGAAUUGUGUUCAAAUGAUGUAAAUAAGGCUAGUGACCAAAAGUAUAGUAGAAUUCUGAUAAGUUUGUUUAGAGAAGUUGAGUUAUUUACUUAUUAGAGAAGAGAAAUGCUGAUAAUUCAAAUUAAAGUCUUACAUCAUUAGACUAUUUAAAAAAUCUUUAAUAGUUAUAAAAAUCUCAUAUGCAGCAGCCUUGAAUAAUUUUUUUGAAAUUGUGAAUUUUCCAUUUUAAUCUAGGAAUUUUUAUACUUUUGUAUUGUAAGUAUACUGCAUGCAAUCUAUUAAAUGUUGAUUGACAAAAUACAUUAGAUGUUUUGUUCAACAAA